This is a messenger RNA of Phytomonas sp. Hart1, 1121 nucleotides long. NCBI's taxonomy places the organism in Eukaryota, Euglenozoa, Kinetoplastea, Trypanosomatida, Trypanosomatidae. The record is from the annotation of a GenBank genome assembly.
UUUAGCAGAAUUAGGAUUACGCUUGCCUAUCGUACAUGUUUGGUUAUCUUUUCACGUAUUAGUUUUUUUUCUUUUGCCGAGGAAGCAUGCGUCCUUCGGCGUUGCGGCGUCUGAGCAUGUGGGAUAACCCCACCUUUGAGCAUAACCCCAUGCUGCGUUAUUGGAAGCGUAUGGUGAACAGUACCGGCACCACCCUUUCCUCACAAAGUAUCCCACGGCACAUCCACGGAUAUUUGGAAGGGGUGAACCCACGAACCGAGGCGAUGCUAAGGUGGUUUCCAUACAAACAGGAGCUCACGGUCAAUUCACGUUACGUACCGACUUUUAAGGAUGUGCUAUACGCACAUUAUUUUCCCCAAGAAUUCAAUGACGACGAGCGUGUGAAGUACACCGCCAUUAAAACUGGCCGAAGCGAGGUCGAGAUAGCCGAGGAGAUCUAUUUGAUGCGCAAGAUCAAGCUCAUUACCGCACAGCUCCUUCGAAAUAAACUCCACAACAGUCCUUUUCGUAUCCCGGAGGGCGCCGAUUUCUCUGAGAUCGAGCGCCGCUAUUCUUUGGGGAUUAUCCAGGUCGCUCGGGCGAUGGGCACGAGUAUGUAUAGUACAGAUACCUACGAGCCGCUCAUCAUGUACUCACCAUACUUUGAUUUCGGCGAUUGUGUGGAUCUCAUUAUCCACAAGCAGCUUCGAACGUCCCAGCAGUACCUUCUAUGUGAUAUUGUGGUUCAUAAAGGAAUUUCUUGUUCUCGCCUUCCACAUGUGAAGGAGGACCCGAAAGAACCUUUGAAGGAUUUGGAGCCUUGCCUUUUGCAAUUUAUCAAACUUCGUCUGGCCGUGCUUUGCCUUAUGGCCAAACAGGAACAUUACGUGGUUGACCAUAUAUUUGACCCCAAUCACCGGUACGGCGGGUGUCUGAUUCACCUAUUUCCUUCUCCUUUGGAUCACGAGGUGAUUGAUAAUGAGGUUGAGCAUAUCGAGGUGGAUACGGAGCUGGCCACGAAAUGGAUGAAGCAUUACUAUGACCACUACAUUGCGCCGCGGAGGGUUGAAUAGUACUCGCACUAUUUCCCGGAUAGCUAAAUAGCAAACUAGAUUUACACAGGUUAUGCGUAAGUACAUAUA